Cooperia oncophora is the source of this 1286-nucleotide messenger RNA. The record is from the annotation of a GenBank genome assembly. Lineage: Eukaryota; Metazoa; Nematoda; Chromadorea; Rhabditida; Trichostrongylidae.
AUGUUUUCUGUGUUUCAGGUUUGUAAACUGUUCGUCGACAAUCCAUUCCCAGUUCAAGUGCUCAAACUGAAUGGUCCAAUAAAAUGCAUAGACAUAAGUGCAACAAGGCGACACAUCGCAGUUGUAGACGACAGUGGUCUAUGCGUAGUUUUCGACGCCAAAACUAAAGAAGUUCUAUUUGAAGAACCUAACUGUAACAGCGUAGCAUUCAACAGCGAUAACGAGGAGAUUAUUUGUUAUUCGGGUAGCUCGAAAUUGACUGUUCGAGCUAGAGGAUAUCCCGGACAUCAACAACGAAUGUUUGGUUUUGUCGUUGGAUUCUCUGGAAAUAAGGUCUACUGCUUGCAUAUCUAUGCCAUGCAAGCUCUUGAAGUACCAUUUUCGAAUCAGCUCUAUCAAUACAUUGAAAACAAGGAGUAUCAAGAUUCACAUGAGAACAGAGGGCGGAGAGACCCAGUCUGCUACCAAGUUGUACUCUCUGCCUUUAUAAAAAUCAGUUUUCAGGCAAUGUUAGCAGCCAACGAGCCAGACUACAUACUCCGAGCACAUGUUCUUUGUUAUGAAGGAAAAUUCCGUGAAGCUGCUGCUCUAUAUCGCGACAAUGGCGACGAAAAUCGCGCCAUGCAACUGUUCACAGACUUGCGAAUGUUCGAUGAUGCACAGGAAGUGAUGGCGAGCGCCUCAGGAGAGACACAACGUAUGCUAAUGCGCAAGCGAGCCGAUUGGGCUCGUGAUUCGAAUCAACCAAAGAUAGCCGCCGAAAUGCUCAUUUCCAGCGGUGAUCUGGACAAAGCUGUUAUCCUUAUCACAGACAAUGACUGGAUGGACUUAGCUAUAAAUGUGAUGCGUAAACUGGAGAGGAGCGAUGUUGAUAGCCUAAGACGUUUGGCAGCCUAUUUCAUACGGAAGUCCGAAUUCAAUCUCGCUGCGAGAAUUUACGGCAAUAUCAACGAUAUCAAGGCCGUGGCACAAAUGCAUGUGGCAGCCGGGCAUUGGACUGACGCUUUUGCUAUCGCUGAUCGAUAUCCCAAGUUUGUUGAAGAUGUAUAUUUACCGUACGCUAGAUAUUUAGCAGAACGUGAUCAAUUCGAAGAAGCUCAGAAAGCGUACCACAAAGCGGGUCGUGACCAAGAAGCAUUACGGGUACUGGAACAGCUUACUGGUAACGCUGUUGAUGAGAAUCGUUUCGCUGAUGCUGGGUAUUAUCACUGGCUGUUGAGUAUGCAGUAUCUUGAAAGGUCCAAAGAUAACCCUUCACUCAUUCCAAAAUAUCAUGCUAGUGCUAA